Paramecium octaurelia is the source of this 1188-nucleotide messenger RNA. The record is from the annotation of a GenBank genome assembly. Lineage: Eukaryota; Ciliophora; Oligohymenophorea; Peniculida; Parameciidae.
AUGUCUUAGCACAAAAUCUUUGCCAAAUAGGAUGUAAGGAAGCUCUACUUAGAUGAACAAGGGAAUGUUGAUUUUAAUAAAAUACAAGCUAGAUGGGAUGAGUUGAAGAAGAUUAAGGAAAGCUUAGCCAACAAACAUUAUACUCAAGCAGUUGUUGAGAAGGUGAAAACAAUGUCUGCUGAAGACUAAUAACGAUUUUUAGAUAUUAUGAUAGCCGGUCUAACUAAUGAUGAUAGCUCAGUUGGCAUUUCAGCUACAAGACCAGAAGAUUAUGAUGUUUUUCUGUUUUAUCUAGAACCAUUAAUCAGAGAAUAUCAUAAGAUUGAAGGGGAAACAAAGCAAGAACAUGAUUGGAAUAUCCCAGUUGGUGAGUAUGUAUUAACAAAGAUUGAUCCUGCCUUGGAGAAGGUUUCAAUGAGAGCCAGAGUGGCCAGAAAUGUUGUUGGUUACAAUUUGCCAUCAUCAAUGGAUAAGGAUGAGAGGAUAAAAUUUGAGAAUCAAAUGGUAACUGUGUUUGAAAACUUUGGAAUUCCAGGAAAAUAUCAUAGUCUAACACCAGGUCAUAAGAAUUUUAUAUCUGACCAAGAAGCUGACGAGUUAAGGAAAAAGCAUUUCUUAUUUAUAGAUAUGACAAGUGACAAUUAUUUGAUGUCAAAUGGUGUAGCAUCUGAUUGGCCAUAUGGAAGAGGAAUCUGGGUAAGUCAAGAUGAAACUAAAAUGGUUUGGGUAGGAGAAGAAGAUUAAUUAAGAAUUAUUUCAAUAGUCUAAGGUAAUGAUUUAGGUAAGGUUGAUUAAUCUCUUCAUGAGUUAUUAACUGGAAUUGAAAAGAGUGGUCUCAAAUUCGCUGAACAUCCAGUCUAUGGUAUCAUAACAACAUGUCCAACAAAUAUGGGAACUGGAAAGAGAUAAUCCAUCUUAGGCAAGUUCCCAAAUCUUAGUAAAUCAGGAACAGACGAAGCCAAUUUGAAAGAAAAAGCAAAAUCCAUUGGAUUAUAAGCAAGAGGAACUGGUGGAGAACACUCAUCUAUGGAUCAAGAGGGAACAGCUGAUAUUUCCCCAUCAGCAAGAUUUGGUGUGACAGAAGCUAUUGUAACAAAGAGAUUAUUUGAAGGAUUAAUAGUGCUCUAUCAAUUGGAAAAAACAGCAGUUCCAGAAAAGGGUAGAAAUAAUUGUUGCAUUACAUUUUGA